Oryzias melastigma (Indian medaka) is the source of this 7024-nucleotide messenger RNA. RefSeq names its product IQ motif and SEC7 domain-containing protein 1. The record is from RefSeq and is a predicted model, not a curated record. Gene Ontology annotation, biological process: regulation of ARF protein signal transduction; actin cytoskeleton organization. The transcript has 16 exons. Bases 745 to 4443 code for a protein of 1232 amino acids. Lineage: Eukaryota; Metazoa; Chordata; Actinopteri; Beloniformes; Adrianichthyidae. Gene Ontology annotation, molecular function: protein binding; guanyl-nucleotide exchange factor activity.
CAUGAUAGUGUGAGACCACAUCCUGAAGGGGGGGUUUGUGCACAAGUGGUUAUCUUCGCCUGCAGUGGCUGAUGGAACUUCAGCAUGAAGCUGAACAGCUGAGUGUCUGUUUUUUUUUUUAAUUAAUGAGGAAAGCUUCUCCCAUUCACUGCAAUCAUUCCACCAGGGGGGACACAGCCUGCUGCGUGGGGAUGGAGAUACACAGACAGCAUAGUAAACAAUCCUGCGGGGGGAGAGCUGGAGGAGGACGCACGCAGCAAAGUUACUCUGAUUAAAAAAAUAUAUAUUUAAAAAAACCGUCCAUUUCUCAGGCGCGUGGAAACCGCACGCGGCGUCAGCUGAUCGCCGGGAUCCGCAGGUUCAUAAAACUUCGAAGCCCCGCCCACUCGGCAGCCAGCGUCUGUUUACGAAAAGUCACGGGAAUGGCAUGAAGCUGGAGGGAACAGAGGAGACAUGGCACAGCAGCGCGCAGCCGGCGGAGGGGUGACCGGGAACGUUACCGGGAAGUCCGUCAGCUGGCCGCCUCGCGCCGCCUGACGUUCCCGCCAGCAGCCGCGUGGCAGCUCGCGACGCUUCCAGGGUUCGGCCGUGGAGAUAUAUCUGACUAUUGUGGAAUUAUCGCCUCCAUUCAGUUAAAAAAAACUAUGACGAAGCGUAAAAGACGCAACACUGGGAAUUUAUGAGCCUGGAAUUUUCGUCGAUUCUACAGCUUGAAAAAAAAAAAAAAAAAUUAAAGAAAAAAAAAUGGAAAGCCCAACCGAGAAUCCCACCAAGGCUGCGGAAUAUCUGAAGGAGCUGAACAAAAUCAUUGAGACCCAGCAGGAGUUGCUGGAGAGGCAGAAGGGGAGGAUAGAGGAGCUGGAGCAGCAAGUGUCCGACCUGUGCUCGGAGAACGCCUGCCUCAAGGAGCAGUACCAGCGGCACCUGCUCACCUGCAGGCUGCUCCAGGGCAGCAACAGCCUGGCCACGCUGGGGGCCAUCAGGGAGCAUGUCACCCAGGAGAAAUCCGAGUGUGACCCGUCCAGAAUGGUCAGAAGACACGCAUCUCUACCGCUGGAAGCCACCGAGAAUCCCCUGAGGAUGGUGUCUGAAGGUUGCAGGAGAGUCACCCCCUGUCGCCCGUGGAAAUCGGCUUCCUUUGGUGUGGAAGGGGAUGGACGGCCCGGUGAUAGCGGCCCUUCCUCGGACGGUGGAGCCAGUUAUUGUCAGGGCCCGGUGACACACGGCUCUGCCAUCAGCCCCGACCGAUUCGACAGCCCGCUGUACAGCCACGGGGUCCAGCCGGGGCCACAGAGGCCCCGUCGGCCCAAACUUCAGCACUCACAGUCCAUUCUCCGAAAGCAGGCUGAGGAGGAGGCCAUCAAGCGGUCCCGCUCGUUAUCUGAAAGCUAUGAGCUUUCUGCAGACCUCCAGGAUAAACAGGUGGAGAUGCUGGAGCGUAAAUACGGUGGAAGAUUCAUAACUCGACAUGCAGCUCGCACCAUCCAGACAGCCUUCCGCCAGUACCAGAUGAACAAGAACUUUGAGCGCCUCCGAAGUUCCAUGUCAGAGAAUCGCAUGUCCAGACGCAUCGUUCUCUCUAACAUGAGGAUGCAGCUGUCUUUCGAAGGCCCUGAGAAAGUGCACAGCUCCUAUUUCGAAGGGAGACAAGUGUCCAUGACAGAGGAUGGCACCCCGGUAUCUAUGGUGCAGUCUGGAGAUAUAGAAGUGCACCAGCAGCCGAACAUGACGUCUCACCCCGUGCAGCAGGCUGACCUGACGGAUGCCAUCACGGAGCUGGAGGACGCCUUCUCCAGGCAGGUCAAGUCUCUGGCCGAGUCGAUAGACGAUGCACUGAACUGCCGCAGCCUUCAGGGGGAUGAGGGCCCUGACCCCGAGUCCAUAGACCGCUCUGAGGUAGUGGGAGAAGUGUCCUAUAAGGUUAAGCCUCACCGCAGGACAGCUGGGCGAAUGCGUGAUGACGCAAUGGCUUCCUAUAGUGAUGUUACUCUGUUCAUCGACGAGGAGGACAUGCCCCCCUCUGUCGCUUUGUCGAGGUCAGGAGAUCAGCAGUCCAGCACAGAAUCAGACUUACGGUUGCGGUCGGUCAACUCCUCGCAGGAGUAUUGGCCUAUUGACCCCAAAGAUGAGGGUCGUGACACAGACACGAGCUGCCGCAGCACUCCUUCUCUGGAGUGCCAGGAGCAGCGACUCCGAAUGGACCACCUCCCUCUGCUGACCAUAGAACCUCCCAGCGACAGUUCUGCCGAGCUCAGCGACCGCUCCGACCGCGGUUCAGUCAAACGAACGCCUGUGUACGAACCUCACGGCCACAUCGUCACGUCGUCGCAGGCGAGCCCCAAACACAUCUCCCACGGGCCCCCGCCAAGAGCUCCCUCCCGAGACGACGACGCCCCCUUGCGCCACCGCCACCGACAGCUCGAGAGCCACUUGGCUAUAAACGGUUCCGCCAACAGGCAAAGCAAGUCCGAAUCCGACUUCUCCGAUGGAGACAACGACAGCCUCAACAGCACGUCCAACUCUAAUGACACCAUAAACUGCAGCUCCGAGUCCUCGUCCAGAGACAGCCUGCGGGAGCAGACGCUGAGUAAGCAGACUUACCACAAGGAGACUCGGAACAGCUGGGAUUCACCCAUCUUCAGUAACGAUGUUAUUCGCAAGAGACACUACCGCAUUGGCCUCAAUCUUUUCAACAAGAAGCCAGAGAAGGGCAUCCAGUACCUGACGGAGCGGGGCUUCAUCCCGGACACUCCGGUUGGAGUGGCACACUUCUUACUUCAGAGGAAGGGGCUCAGCAGGCAGAUGAUUGGGGAGUUUCUUGGUAACCGGCAAAAGCAGUUCAAUAGAGAUGUGUUGGACUGUGUGGUCGAUGAAAUGGACUUCCAGAGUAUGGAGCUCGAUGAAGCCCUCCGAAAGUUUCAGAACCACAUUCGUGUGCAGGGGGAGGCUCAGAAGGUUGAGCGGCUCAUUGAAGCAUUCAGCCAGCGCUACUGCAUCUGUAACCCCACAGUGGUGCGGCAGUUUCGAAAUCCCGACACCAUCUUCAUCCUCGCCUUCGCCAUCAUCCUCCUCAACACCGACAUGUACAGCCCCAACGUCAAGCCUGAGAGGAAGAUGAAACUGGAGGAUUUCAUCAAGAAUUUAAGAGGGGUGGACGAUGGAGAGGACAUACCUCGGGAGACUCUGGUCGGCAUCUACGAGAGGAUUCGUAAGCGAGAGCUCAAGACCAACGAGGAUCACGUCUCACAAGUGCAGAAGGUUGAGAAGCUCAUCGUGGGAAAGAAACCGAUUGGAUCCCUCCACCAUGGCCUGGGAUGUGUGCUGUCACUUCCCCAUCGCCGGCUGGUGUGCUACUGCCGCCUGUUUGAAGUGCCAGAUCCCAACAAACUUCAGAAGCUCGGCCUCCAUCAGCGGGAGAUCUUCUUGUUCAAUGACCUCCUUGUGGUAACCAAGAUUUUCCAGAAGAAGAAGAAUUCUGUUACAUACAGCUUCAGACAGUCUUUCUCUCUGUAUGGGAUGCAAGUUUUGCUGUUUGAAAAUCAGUAUUACCCAAAUGGAAUCAGACUUACAUCAGCCAUCCCGGGGGCAGACAUGAAAGUGCUCAUCAACUUUAAUGCCCCCAACCCCCAGGACCGCAAGAAGUUUACAGAUGACCUCCGGGAGUCCAUCGCUGAGGUCCAGGAAAUGGAGAAAUACAGGAUAGAGUCCGAGCUGGAGAAGCAGAAGGGGGUGGUGAGGCCCAGCAUGUCGCAGAGCUCCGGCCUGAAGAAGGAAGCCGGGAACGGCAACAUGAACCGCGCCAGUCUGGACGACAGCUACGCCAUGGGCGAGGGCCUGAAGAGGAGCGCCCUCAGCAGCUCGCUGCGGGACCUCUCCGAAGCAGGCAAGCGGGGGCGCCGCAGCAGUGCAGGAUCACUAGACAGCAAUAUGGAAGGGUCCAUCAUUAGCAGCCCCCACACACGAAGGAGAGACCCCCCGCCACGAGAGGGCGCCCCCCGUGGUCACCCCUCCUCCAUCCCGAACGCCGCCUCCUCUUCCAUCCUCGGCUCGCUCUUCGGCAGCAAGCGAGGGAAGCCGCCGUCUCAGAGCCACCCCCCCCUGGUGGCGCCCGGCCACCCCACCCUCAUAUCCCACAAGCCCCACCCGACCAACCUGCACCACACGGCGCAGGCGGUGCACGCGGCGCAGCUCCACGGUCACCAGUACUGCCAGCAGAUGCCGCAGAACCCCCCGCCCUACCACCACCACCACCACUACCACCCGCCCCCCCACACGCAGUACCACCAGCACCCGGCCUUUGGCUCGCACGCGCACCCGCACGCCCACCACUACGGCCCGCAUUCCCACCACGCCCCGCACGGGCCCCACCACCACGCCCAGCAGGCGGGCUCCGCCCCCGGCGCGCCCAAACCCAAACACAGUGGCAUCAGCACCGUAGUGUGAUGCUGCUGACGCAAACGGGACGAGGGACAAUCGCUUACACCAAAGGGACUGACAGCAUAACUCUAUGGCCUGUCCACUGUGUUCAGCUGCCGUGGUGGGAACCACACGCAGCCUCCUCCUCACUUCCAGGUCCAACCAAUAUGCAGGACGGAAAUCGGACUCCAAUCUUCCACUAGGGGCCUUUUACUAGUCUGCCUGAUGAGAGGCUCGCGCCCCGUCAGGGUUUUGUGUGGGUGGGAAAGGGUCGGUGGGGGGUUUGCACAGGAAUACUCUCUUUUUAUUUCUUUUUUUUAUUUUUUUUUCCUCACACACCGCCAGUCUGUGACGGCUAGUCUCCGCAUGCCGCUCCUCCUCCUCCUCCUUCAUUCCUCUGUCUCACAUUAUUAGGAGGAAAGAUGCUCUGAGAUUAAAACAAAAAAAACAAAAACACACAUGGCUAAACUGUUUUCACGUCGUUUUGAACCGUCUUUGGUUUGCAGGUUUUACCAUCAUAUGAGAAUGCUAUUCGUUGUUGCCUCCUGUAGAGCUCAUAUAUAGUGACAAAUCUAGAUAUAAUCAUUUCAUACUAACUUAAAUCAAAGGACAGGUAAACAACCCGAGUCAGCCAUCGUAGUUCUAGUGCUGUAUUUACUGUAGAUGACAGCUAUAUGUGUUGUCUCUUAGCUCUCAUAAAUAAAUGUGCCAAUUAUUAAUGCAUAAUCUAUUUAGUCGAGACUUAAUGUACAGUAUAUUGUGUGUAAAGUAAUUUCGUAAGCUUAUACAUACGAUUAUUAUCAGCAAAAAUGACAGUAUCAGUAUUCUACUGGCUGUGGAGCCCGGAUCUAGACCUGAAAGGAGGGCACUCCGCUUCAGUUUGGCCUUUAAUCUCGAUGAGAAACGCUUCAGCUGUCGCACCACGAGGCUGCAGACUCCAAAAUAAGAGCCUCCGUUACUGUUACAAAUAAAAGUCUGCGACGUGUGCAACAGCUGCUCUCUUAAGUUAAUUUUUUUUAAUUUACUUUUGCCUUGUUUGGAAUUUAGCAUUCGCCGCACGAUUUGCCGAAUGAAUAAAAUCAACUCACGCAGUGAGAUUUUCCGUUUUUUUCUAUCAUUUGUGCAAUAUCUUUGUUCUGAUUUUGUAAAUCAAGUUCUCCCUCUUCUUUUGUGUUCGACAUUUUCCGUGCUUAUUUAUUUAUUCCUGUUUUUUUUUGUUUUUUUUCCGCCCCUGUCCGAGUCUUUUCUUGGCGAGUUACUGUCUGGAUGUCCUCGUGGUCUUAUGGGAGGUGCAGAUCUGGAGUUUAGUGGAAUGUCUAGUUGAGUGAGUUUGUUUGCAUGUAAUGUUAUCGAUGUGGGGUAAAUCCUCUGCACAUGAUACGACAAAAUCAGUGUUACCAUAGCAGGAAUGAAGUGCAAUCGUGUUCAAUCGAGAGUCUGCCGUCUCGUCCAAGACGAGAUUCAGGUGAGAUGAAGAAAAACGUCUUUUUUUUUUGUUUUUUUUCCUCAUUAAAAGUAUCGCUCACAGUGGAACGAAGAAUGUGUGUAUAUAUAUUUUAAUAAAAGGAAAAUUGAUCUUCUUGGGUUGAACUAUUUUGCUGGAAAAGCACAUAUGAAAAACAACCAUUUUUUUCAGGAAAUGCAGUUAUAACAUAGAUAAUGCAAGCUGAACAAACUGGUAUAUAUAAAGAAUAUCUUUCUACCGUCUAAGAAGAGUCUAUUCUAGUGUGUAAAUUAGUGACAGUAAACUGUUUGUCCCAAUAUUCAGGUUGUAAAUGUAUUCUAAUGACCCUCAUGAAGAAUCCGUUGCCACGAGAGACAUAUCACGUGAUCAGCUGAAUGUGUCCAUCAUUUCAGAUGUCCGAUUUAUUUUGAUUUUCGGGUGUGUUGUAGCGCUUCACUUGUGAGAAAGUCCCCCAACAAUGCACUGCAUGGAUCGGAUGCAUCACUGUUCACUGUGAGCUGAUGGGGAAGGAGAUCAGCCUUUACAUUGGGACUCCUCUGUUUUUUUGGUUUGGAGUCCUCGGUGAUGAGGAGCUCUUUUCCAUGUAGUCACUGAAGCUCAGCAUGCAUUUCAUCACCAUCCUGUAAAUUACCGACAUAAAUAAGCAUUGCACUUUCGUUUGAGGGCUUUCAUCGUGUAAAUAUUGGGGGAUUUUGAUGUGUGAGCGGACGGACGACUGUAAAGGGACCACGACUUUGGUUAUUUGAGAUGUACAUACUGUGUAUACGAUCAGCGCUCUAUUCUCAUAUCUGCCGUUCGGGUCAGGAUGUACAUACAUCGCCUCAUGGGACGGACGUGAUAAACGAACAUAUCGAUUGUCUCUGCCUGCAGCUGCAGUGAACGGACAUCUGCUGUGGAAAUCUAAUGACAGACUGUUAGAAAAGGGUGCUGCAAACGUCCAGCUCGGUCGCCACCACCCACCUCCACCCGCGAAAAAAAUGGCUUGAGACGCAUUUUUGGAGAAAGCAAAGACGGGAAUGGCCUCAUUUGUGUGUGCAUUCAGUUUGUACAGUGAAUAGUCAGUCAGUAAGACCCCAGUUAUUGUAAAACUACAACUGUGACAAUGUUGAGAACGUAAAAUAAACAAAUAUAUGAGUUAUGGUA